Daphnia pulex (common water flea) is the source of this 2655-nucleotide messenger RNA. Its product is annotated as delta(14)-sterol reductase LBR-like. Gene Ontology annotation, biological process: sterol biosynthetic process. The record is from RefSeq and is a predicted model, not a curated record. The transcript is spliced from 6 exons. Gene Ontology annotation, cellular component: nuclear inner membrane; endoplasmic reticulum membrane. Bases 166 to 2103 code for a protein of 645 amino acids. Gene Ontology annotation, molecular function: oxidoreductase activity, acting on the CH-CH group of donors, NAD or NADP as acceptor. Lineage: Eukaryota; Metazoa; Arthropoda; Branchiopoda; Diplostraca; Daphniidae.
CUUUCAUUCUGCCGGAUUUGAUUCUUUAGUGUUCGCGCCUUCCCAAGCGUUUCGUUUCAGCAACUAGUCUCUCUUUGGAAGAAAGCGGGAAGAGCUUGUUAUGACAACAGUCGUUUGAAUUAACGAACAUAAGUGCAAAAUAAUCACUUUGAAUACGCUAAAGGAAUGGCUCCAAACAAGACCUUUUACGAUAUAGGCGAGUCUGUUUUCGGCUUGUGGCCUGGUAGUGGGGGACUGUAUUUCAAAGGUGUUAUCGUCGCUUUUAAUCCAGUCGAUCGAACUUACGAUGUGAAAUUUGAAGAAGGAACCACUUAUACCUUGCUUAAAAAACAUGUUUCACCAGUUGACAGCUUUAGAGCCUUAGAACCAAAAUCUGCCCAGCGUGGAGAGAAGAAGACAAGAGGCCGACAAAGAUCUGGCAGUAGAAGCCGGAGUCGCAGCAGAACUCCAGGGAGAAAACCUAGAGGAAAAUCUCCUGCAAAUGAAAGCAAUUAUUCUGUCAGAACAUCUUCUAGACAAAACAAUAUAAAGAAUGAGUCUAAAAUCAAGCAAUCACCUGAAACUGAAUUUACCAAUCUGAAAGUUAAAAUGGAAUCUAAAGAAGAUGGGAAUGACUCAACAUCUUCAACUAGACGUUCACCCAAAGUUAGAUCAAUGACAAAAAAAUUCUAUGGUAUAGUAGAUGAAGAAGAAUCUUGGGAAGAUAUGCGCCUUUCUAGAAGAAAAUCUUCUCGCUUAGCUACAAAAACUAAGGAAUCCACACCUGUAAAUCAACUAGACAAUGAUGUCUAUUCAGAUGAAGGUAGCUCCAAUGAAAUGAGCCUUAAACCAAAAGGGAAUGAACAAACAAAAGAUGCUCCAAUUACAAAUGAUGUUGCUUCUGGUCCACAAAUGAGUGCAGGGAAUGGGGAACAAAUUGAACCUCUUAGUUCAUUUACAGCCACUCUUACAACUAUUUUUCUUGGCAAUCUUCCCUUGGCACUUUUCCUUUACCUGAUUUGUAAAGAAAAUAAAUGCCUUUUCGAAGGCAUGCCUCGGUUUGCUUUUGCAGAUCUCUUGUCCAUGUACAACCCUUUUGUAUCCUUCUGCAUCGAAUCAUUUUAUCUUGCCAUUUUUUUACUUUCGAUGUUGCCCACUGGAAAAGUUGUUAAGAUUGGCGAGGGUCAACUUUUCCGUCGAAACUCUAUUGUAAGCGCCAUCAUAAUGAUUUCUUCUCUUCUUGCCAUAAUGCAUUACUUGAAAAUUUCCGCUUCAAGUAUCUUGACACAUUUUCCUCAAUUUGUAAUCCCAAAUUUUGCCGUAAGUUUCGUUUUCGCCUUUGUUGUUUCUUUCCGAGAAAGGCACAACCGCCAUAGCGAUACCGGCAUCCUAUCCCAUUUUGUCUUUGGUUCUUCGUUGAAUGCCACGAUAGCAAAUGUGAACGUCAAAGUUUGGGUACAUCGCGCGGUUUUCAUCACUGUCAUCGCCCUCAAUUGCCUAGUUUUGGUUGCAAAUUUUGAAAAGAAUCAAGUUCUUUCUCCAACCCUGGCUUUUGUUGCUGCUAUGCAAAUGAUUUUCGCUCUUGAAGCUCUUUGGAACGACACUCAUCUCUUUCACAGCUUCGACUUUAAUCAAGUGAAGAUUGGUUGGAUGUAUUUAACGAUGAACACUUAUCCUCUCGCGACAUUCCUCAUAACACUCAGCGCCAUCAACUCUGAGCUCGAAUUGUCAUAUCUUGUACUUGCUCCAAUCGGAAUUCUAUUUUUGAUUGGACUUUGGGUUAAAGCGGGAAGCAACUCGCAACUCGCAGCCUUUAUUGAGAAUCCUGAACAUCCCUCGUUUUCCAAAAUGGAAAGUUUAACUUCCUCAUCCGGAAAGCUACUCAUUUCUGGCUGGUGGGGAUGGUUACGUCAUCCAGAUUUCCUCGGAGAUAUAAUCAUGCACUGGGCAUUCGUUUUGCCUUGCGGUGGUAUGUUCCUACCUUAUGCGGUGGCGAUAUUUGCCACUGUUUGUUUUGUUUACCGAACAAAAGAAAGCGACUUGGCAGGAAAACUGAAGUAUGGACCAUCUUGGGAUCGAUAUUGUCAACGCGUGCCGUCUCGUGUAAUUCCACGAGUAUUUUAAGACGACAACAAAUCUUCCUAGAUUAGAUAUUUUUCUUUUUCAUUAUUUUUCAGUUUGCGACCCCCUAUAUAUGCUAAAUGGGUAACUGUUCUUUAUGUUUUCUUAUUAACUAGCGAUGUGUUUUUUCCACUUAGAAAUUUCAUUUGCGAAAGCGAUGCCAUGUGGUUUCAAAUUACUGAUUGUUUUUUUUUUGGUUUGUUUUGGGAAAAACUUUCGUCGUUUGUAGCCUCUAACCACCCGGUUGUCAAUGCUUCCUUCACUAUCUUGCGCUCAAAUUGUUACAUAGAAAGUAAAACAAAAAAGACAACAAAAAACAUUAGCCAAUUAGCCAUAAUAUGAUGAACAAAAAGUGGAUUGAUCUCACGCAAUUAUACCUGAUGGUUAACUUCCAACAAUUGUGGACAAAAACUGUUACCUUACCCCAGCAUCACUCAACUUACUGUUCACGCGACAUACACUGUAUUUUUGACUUAAAUUGAAUUAUGGCUGAAUAAAUGUGUCAGUUGUUCCUCGGCUGCUUAUAAGCAGUUGGAUGCGGAAAGUUUAUAAUAA